Molecule: messenger RNA, 911 nt
Organism: Limanda limanda (common dab)
Lineage: Eukaryota; Metazoa; Chordata; Actinopteri; Pleuronectiformes; Pleuronectidae
Gene: ssr2
Product: signal sequence receptor, beta
Exons: 7
Coding region: 1-750 (249 amino acids)
Cellular component (GO): endoplasmic reticulum
Source: RefSeq, a predicted model, not a curated record
AUGUCAGAGUUUGCGGACACUUGCAUGCCACCACACAAGCAGUAUGGAGCUUCUCCCAAGCACAAGGGGCGCUUUACCAGGCAAAGACUUCCGUCUAGCUUUGUCGGUACACGUCAUCCAACAGCAGUUCAUAGUGUCUGGGCAUGCGCAGGAAGUUCUUUUCCUCAUCUACGGUUGGAAGACAAGCGAACGGUAAGGAAGAUGCUGCACCUGAUUGUGGUCCUGGCCCUGGUCAGUCUGGUCUCAAGUGAAGAGGGGGCCCGUUUGCUGGCCUCUAAAUCCCUGCUGAACCGAUAUGCUGUGGAGGGCCGUGAUCUCACCCUACAGUACAACAUCUACAAUGUUGGCUCCAGUGUUGCUCUGGAGGUGGAGCUUUCAGAUGAUUCUUUUCCCCCUGAAGACUUUGGAAUUGUUUCAGGAAUGUUGAAUGUCAAAUGGGACAGGAUUGCACCAGCCAGCAAUGUCUCUCACACGGUGGUGUUGCGCCCGCUGAAGGCUGGUUACUUUAAUUUCACCUCUGCGUCUGUCAGCUACCUCGCCCAGGAGGGAGGACAAGUCGUGGUUGGCUUCACUAGUGCCCCAGGCCAGGGAGGCAUCCUGGCUCAGAGGGAGUUUGACCGCCGCUUCUCUCCUCAUUAUCUGGACUGGGCUGCAUUUGGUGUAAUGACUCUUCCCUCCAUUGGCAUUCCUCUGCUCCUAUGGUACUCCAGCAAAAGGAAGUACGACUCACCAAAGGCCAAGAAGAACUGAAAAGGCAGUGCUGGGGACGGGGAGGAAAUGCAAGUCAAAGGGUUUAUUGGGCACAGAAUCUCAGAAUAACUUAACCCAUAUUGGGGGUGAAAGUUGAAAGACAAGUACAGUGACCAUGAAACAUGACUGUGAUUUAAUUAAAGAAACAGUGUGAGAAUGAA